UUUUGACCAAUGGAGAUAGAGAAUAUCCUGGGUUGGCAGGUCUCGGAGGAGAGCUCUUCCGGGGAUGGCUGAGUUGGACAGCUGGUUGCUAUUCCCAGCUGAGGCGGUGGCACAGAGAGAUGAGUUACACUAUGAUGAUGAUGACUUUGAUGAAUUUGAAAUAGAUUUUGGAUAGAGUCAAUUGUCUAUAUAAUGGAUGAGGUAUCCAGUCUAUUGGCAAUACCAUCAUCAUCAUCACAACAACACAAACAAUCAAACAACUUACACUUUUACACUACUCAACACCUUCAACUUUCACUUCACUUUCAACUUUAUAACUCAUAAACCAUCAACAUGUUCUCCAAAAUCGUCUCCGCUACUCUCCUCCUCGCGGCCACCGUCUCCGCGGCACCCGCCUCAAAGACCGUCCGCUCAACACCCGACAAGACCGUCACUCUCACUGGUGUAACCCACUCCGUCAACGCUGGCCUCGGUGGUCUUCGCUUCGACCCCGACAACGUCGUCGCUGAAGUCGGCGACAUUAUCGAGUGGCACUUCCUCCCCAAGAACCAUACCGUCGCCCAGUCCAGCUUCGGUGAGCCCUGCGAGCCUCUCGCCGACGGCAGUGGCUUCUUCGCUGGUUUCAACUUCCCUACCCAGGAGGGCCAGGCUCCUGAUGUCUUCCAGAUUGUAGUCGAGGAUUCCAAGCCUAUCUGGUACUACUGUGCUCAGCAGAUGGGAAACCAUUGCCAGAAUGGUAUGGUUGGUGUCAUCAACCAGAACUUUGAUAACCAGGACUUCAGCCUCCGAAGACAUAAGGAGCUCGCUGCUGAGACUGUGAAGUCAGUCAUUCCUCCUGUUCAGCAGGGUGGACAGGUCAUUCCUAACCCCAACCCCAACGGUGGCUUCUAAGCUAGUUGGACUAUGAGGUGUCAGACAUUGACAAUGGGCUUUCUUAUGGUUAUGGGCUUCAUAUUGGCGAAGGGGUGGCGGUGAGACACGGAUAGAUUAGGACUCGGGCUGGGAUUGCAUUUUGCCUUUUACAUCUCCUUCAUUCUUUUCGAGAUAUAUAUAUUCGGACUUCAAUAGAUCGUUCUUUCAUUCAUCUAACUUACAUCUCACUUGGCCUGGUUAUAUGAUAAUGUGGUG
This is a messenger RNA of Fusarium redolens, 1128 nucleotides long. RefSeq names its product Cupredoxin. The record is from RefSeq and is a predicted model, not a curated record. Lineage: Eukaryota; Fungi; Ascomycota; Sordariomycetes; Hypocreales; Nectriaceae. The coding region runs from base 334 to 891 and encodes 185 amino acids. The transcript has a single exon.